AUGUUCAAGAGUCUGGUCCUCUCGGUACUUUUUCUGACGGUGGAGGGAUUUCGCGUGAUGAACGACGUCGACUCGAAGGGCGUCACCUACUCGCCCAACUACCCGGACAACUACGACAACAACAUGAACGUCGACUCCAGCAUUGAGGUGUGACCGACCUUCGGCAGAGGCACUUUCCGACUCGAGUCUGUUCAAGAAUCGAUCUUUUAGGUUGCGCCCAACAGUUACAUCCAUCUGACGUUUCUGGACUUCAACACGGAAGAUCCUUACGAUUAUCUGAACAUCAUUGAUGCAAACACCGGUGUGUCCAUUGUCAAGUGAGGAAAUGAAUUAAACUUGGAAUACUCAUUAGAUGAUUUCAGUUUCACCGGCUCGUUGACUGGGACAACAUACGAUCUGAACGUCUCGCGGGUGACGUUCAGGUUUGUCUCCGACUUGACCACAACUUACCGGGGCUACGCAAUCCGCUUUGAGAGCAUACUCGGUAGGGAAGAUUUUGAAAAUUUCAACUUCGAUUUUCGGUCAUAAUUCAGCGUUUUAUUUUGAAAAGAAGAGCUGGAAAAGUUGAGAGAACGGUUUUUUUUCAGACGGCAUGACCUACGAGCCAGACAACACGUGUCCGAAUGAGACCCACAGCGAUUCUUUCGGCAUAAUCAGCUCUCCGAAUUGGCCGCUCAACUACCCGGACAACAUCGCCUGCAGCUACCUGCUCACGGCUCCAGCCGAUCGAGUGUUCGUCUUUUCUAGCUUGAUCAACAUCUGAACUCGAAACCUGAAAAAUAUAGAUGGAUCGAACUCUAUCACAAUGAUAUUUUUGCAAAUUUUUUCGACAAAAAGUGGAUUUAUUAAGCUACUUGAUGUAACUCAAAAAUAAGUUUUCAUAAUUUUACAGCAUUUCACUCGAGUUCCUUGCCUUCGACACGGAGCCAGAGUACGACUACGUCUGCGUUUACGACGGUUCUGACAAGACGGCCCCUCUUCUCGGAGUGUCAGUUUUUUUAAGCAGUUGGAAGAUCUAAAAGAACACGAAGACAGGGAUCGAGUCUCCAUUAUUCUUUGACUUUUUGCCUGCAAAUCCCGAGCAAUGAUAACAGACCUAAUCAGUUAACUUUAUCAGGAUUAAAAGUCAAAAAAGCAAAGUUUAACAGAGUUAGAGCCUACAACAAAAAAAAAAUGGUUUCCAGGUUCUCUGGGGUCGAAGCGAUUCCGAUACUGAACACGACGGGGCCGAACAUGUUCAUCUACUUCAGCAGCGACCUGGUCAGCAACUACUCAGGCUUCUCGGCGCUGUACCUCGUUCGCUCGGACCAGGACAACAGUCGCCACGGCGUCGUCCCGAGUUUCCUCCAAACGAUCGGCUAUCAGAAGACGACGACGUCGCCAAGGAGUUCGACGACAGGGAUCAAGCCCCUGGCCUCCAAGGUCCGCAACGGCUUCGACGCCUCCAUCCGCUGCAAGUAG
This is a messenger RNA of Caenorhabditis auriculariae, 1461 nucleotides long. The record is from the annotation of a GenBank genome assembly. NCBI's taxonomy places the organism in Eukaryota, Metazoa, Nematoda, Chromadorea, Rhabditida, Rhabditidae.